UGUGUGUGUGUUUUGCCAGCUGGUCUAAAGUACCCCAGCAAACACUUGUCUUUCUCAUUGCAUUGACACUGAAAGUACUAAAGGAAAUUGUUUUGCAACAAGUGAAAUGUACAUAAACACCAGACCAUACUGACUGACAAGACAGUUAUAUCACAUGUGUUAGUGCUACUCUUACAUUGACAAAAAAUCUAAAAUUUCUAGAUUUACUUUUUUUUUCAAUUUAUUUUUUUAAAUUGACAUGUUGUGCACUUCAAGAGUUUGAAUGCAGUUAAUCGUAACUGAAGUUUAGAUAUUGUGCGUAGUAAAAAAAUUAAAAUAAGACUGUUUUUUUUUUUACAUUAUUAUUGAUUUCUUUCUUUUAAAUGGAUUUUGGGAUGUUUUUCUUUGAUAGAAUAUCAUGUUGUGUGUUCAAUGUGUGUUUUGACUUCCAUCCAUCCACUCAGGUGGUGGGCAGGCGUUUGUUUUCGCGUAGAGGAAGUUUGGCUUUUGUCAGACGGUCCCUUGGCCGCAGGCACCUGCGUGGCAAAGCGCAGCCGCUCAGUCCGCGUGGACGCUUUCCACGGUGGGCGCCCGCAGAUUGCCGUGCCCCCGGCGCGAAGCUCGUACACCGCUUGUACCGCUUCACGUUGCGCCAUCGGUGUCUUCGAUGGCGCUUGAGCAGCCUCCAUCUUCUCCGCGACAACCCCACGAAGAGGCAGAUGACCGGCGUGUCGGGCUCUCGCAGGAACAGAGGAGUUGGCAGUAAAUGAGAGGCCAUCAUCAUCACAAUGCGCCCGGGGAAGUAUGGGAUGCAGGAGGACUGGGAGCGGGAGGGCAACCAAAGCAUCAGGAUGGACUUCCUGUUGCCCACUGGCAUCUACCUCACAUUCCCAGUGUCUCACAAGGACACCAUCAAGAGCAUCAAAAUGAUGGUUUGGGAAAAUGCCAGAAAAGAGGCGCUAUUCACAGCGUUGGGUCAUCCAGACGCGUACGUCUUUACCUGCAUCAAGCAGACGGGCGAGAGGGAGGAGCUGGAGGAGGAGUUGAGGCGUAUCAGUGACGUGCAGCCUUUCAUGGGGGUUUUGAAACUGGUGCCCAGGGAGGGUGACCGUGUCGAGAAACUCACCAACAGCCAAAUCAGCUUUUUGAUUGGCAAAGGUCUGCAUGAGUUUGAGGCCCAGAAGAACGAUGAAGUGAGCGAGUUUCGGACCAAGAUACGAGCGUUCUGUGAGGAGAAGGCUCAGCGCCGGCAAGUGUCACCUUGGCAACAGUGGAUCGGAUACAUGUUCCCAUGUGACCUGGAGCCGUGCUGCUCUCUGUCCAUGUGUGGCAAGUCACAAAACACCAAGAUCUUCAUCAACAUCAAGUUUGAAGCUUCUGAUGAAAGCUUCAUGGUGCAGCAGGAGCCAAAAGACCAGCCGCUGGCCCUGAUGAGGAGCGCCCUGAAGAAGAAGGCCACCGUCUUCCGCUCGCUGCGGCAAGAACCGGAGGAUUACACCUUACAGGUCAACGGCAGAUGGGAGUUCAUCUAUGGGAGACACCCCCUGUGCCAGUUUAAAUACAUUUUCUCCUGUUUGAGAACUGGCCAAAAUCCUCACCUCACCAUGGUGCACCACUCCACCAUCCGCAAGCAUCAAGAGGAGCACGAGCUUUUGUGUAGUCACGUGUGCAAGAGCCGUUCCCUCUCCAGACCUCCUCCUCUGCCUCUCAAGAAGCAGAACACCUCGUCUUUGUGGUCCAUCCAUGAGCCUUUUUACAUCCACCUGCUGCAAGGAAGCCGAGUCAAUGCAGAUGAAGGAAUGAAGCUUGUGGUGCAGGCUGGCCUCUUCCAUGGCACUGAGCUGCUCUGUAAGGUGGUGACCAGCUCUGAGGUGGCGGUGUGCUCCGAGCCGCUUUGGGACCAAAAGGUGGAGUUCGAUAUCAGCGUGGCUGACCUGCCUCGCAUGAGUCGCCUGUGCUUUGCUCUCUAUGCUGUCUUCGACAAGGUCAAAAAGCCCCGAGGCACCAAAAAGAAGAAUAAGAAAGCAGAUUGUCCAAUAGCCUGGGGGAACAUCAUGGUGUUUGACUACAAGGACCAGCUAAAGACUGGCGAGUUUCUCUUGUCCACAUGGCCAUCUGUUCCUGAUGACAAAAGUGACCUCUUGAACCCAAUGGGAACGGUUGAGAAGAAUCCCAAUGUUGACAGCGCAGCUGGACUUCUCAUUCGCUUCCCGAACAUCCUGCCCCAUCCUCUCUAUUAUCCUUCGCUUGACAAGAUAGGUGCAAUGGAAACCAAUGGUGAUGCAGCUGUUGCAACAAAAGAAGAGAACAUGAAGCUGAAAGAAAUAAUGGACAACAAAAACUACACAGAGUUCUUUGAGGAUGAGAAGGAGCUGUUGUGGAAACUUCGCAGAGAAGUCCGGGACCGUUAUCCCGAAAGUCUUUCCAAGCUGCUCCUCAUCACCAAGUGGAAUAAGAGAGAGGAUGUCGUCCAAAUGGUGAGCCUUUUGAGGAACUGGCCCGAACUCCCUGCUAUCUCAGCCUUGGAGCUCUUAGAUUACAGUUUUCCAGACCCAGCAGUUCGUUCCUUCACCAUCAGAUGCCUCAAAAAUCUUAGUGAUGAUGAACUACUGCAGUAUUUAAUCCAACUGGUCCAGGUCCUCAAAUAUGAGUCCUAUCUCGACUGUGACCUCACAACGUUCCUGCUCGAGAGAGCCAUAUUCAACAGAAGGAUAGGACACUAUCUCUUCUGGCAUCUCAGGUCAGAGAUCCACGUCCCGUCUGUCAGCUUAAGGUUUGGCCUUAUUCUUGAGGCCUAUUGCAGGGGUAACAUCUACCACAUCAAACUCUUAACAAAACAGAAUGAGGCUCAAGGCAAAAUGAAGGUACUCAGUGACUUUGUCAAAUCAGGCCCCAAUAAGAUGAAUGCUGAGGACCUGAAGCUCUGCAUCAGACAAGAGUCGGACGCUUUGUCCAACCUGCUGUCACCACUCAACCCCAGCGUCAUCCUCACUGAAAUCUGUGCUGACAAGUGCAGAUUCAUGGACUCGAAGAUGAAACCACUCUGGUUGAUGUAUAAGAGUCCUUGGACUCACGGAGACAUGGUGGGCAUCAUUUUCAAGAAUGGGGAUGAUCUUCGACAAGACAUGUUGACCCUCCAGAUGAUCCAGCUCAUGGAGAAUUUGUGGAAAAAAGAAGGACUGGAUCUCAGAAUGAUCCCAUAUGGCUGCUUGUCCACUGGGAACAAGAUGGGUUUCAUUGAGGUGGUGAAGAACUCGGACACCAUUGCCAAUAUCCAGAGAAAUAACAGCAACAGUGCUGCCACUGCUGCCUUUAAUAAAGAUGCCCUACUGAACUGGCUCAAAUCAAAGAAUCCAGAAGACAAACUUGAACAAGCAGUAGAGGAGUUCACGCUGUCUUGUGCUGGCUACUGUGUAGCUACUUACAUCUUGGGCAUUGGAGACCGUCACAAUGAUAAUAUUAUGAUCAGGGAAACUGGACAGCUAUUUCACAUUGACUUUGGACAUUUCCUGGGCAACUUCAAGCGCAAACUGGGGAUCAACAGAGAACGUGUACCUUUUAUUUUGACAUACGACUUCGUCCAUGUGAUCCAGCAAGGACGGACCAAUAACAGUGAAAAGUUUGAGAGGUUCAGGGAAUACUGUGAGCAGGCAUACAAGAUCCUGUGUCGGAACGGGACACUUUUUGUCAACCUCUUUGCGAUGAUGAAGGCAGCUGGGCUGCCUGAACUCUCUUCGUUCAAGGAUAUUCAGUACCUGAAGGACUCGUUAUCUUUGGGGAAAUCAGAGGAAGAGGCACUGAAAAAUUUCAAAGUAAAAUUCAACGAGGCUCUGCGAGAGAGCUGGAAGACGAAGGUCAACUGGAUGAUGCACUCUCUGGCCAAAGAUAACAGACCAUAAAGGAUACUAAGCAGAACUACAUUUUAUAGUGUGAUGGACAGAAAAGACAAAAAGAAGGCAAUCGGACAUCUGGUCCCACGAAUGGCAUUCGAUGAGUGUUUACAAGUGAUUGCCUCAUUAUUAAGGAGUAAUGGGCAACCAAAGACAAUGGAACAAUUAUGGAGGCGCAGACCAGUGUUAGUAUGAAAUAUAAAUUCACCACAAUAUUGCACUAUGCAACAAAAAAUCAACAGAAUGACAGUCAUGGAAAACAAUAAUUGGUCGGAUACUGUAUGAUUUCGUUGUGUUUUAUCUAAUGUCUAAUAUUGUACUGUACAAGAAUGUUUUUUUAAUUGUUGCUUUUGCUGGGCCAGUACUUGGGACGAAUUGUUAAACUGAGUCAUCCAGGACUGACUGUGUUGCACUAUAAAAAAAAUCCAAAAUGUGUUUUUUAUUAGGAUCAUUACAUUUAUUUUUCAUUCUUAGGUGCUUAGGACAGAUGUUUGAUUCCCAGUUGGAAAUGAGAUAACACGUGUUUGAGUGCACGGCAAAUGAACACUUUACUCUGACAUGUCAUCUCAUCAAAUGUAGAAGUUUGAACGCAAUGAGUAAAUGUUUAAUACUGUACACGGCAUUAUUCCCUAUCUGUUCGAUUGUGAAUUUCUUGUUUUGUGAAAGCACAGUCUCGUUUUGAUUGUAUUUUUAAGACAGAUGUGCUUGAUGGCAUUCCAGAGAUGAGGGGCCCUAUUUUUGUGACUGAUGUAUACCUGACACUCUGGGUGGUGCAACUCUGUACCAGGGUCAGGUUAGACUGGUGUUGUGAAUUUAGUAGACCAGCGCACCCCCACGGAUCCAUAAAUGGGCUGGCUGGGCCACUGUGGGUUUGUCUACAGCCAACAUCAUUCGCUACCAAUCAGAAAGACUCCUCUUAUUCCCUUUCAAUGUGGCCCAGUGACAGUCUCACAUGGAGACAUCAGUGAGUGGAAGAAGAUAAAGUAUAAUCACAGCUAUCUCUCCAUGAUUGGAGCAUUGUCACUGACUUUGGCCAGUGUCGCAACAGACGGUGAGUGGAUAGCCUUACAAAUACAGAAUGAGUUUGAGUUUGUGAAAACAGUGGGUGACUUAAAUAAGUCUGCAGUCUACCCUCCCCACACCUGUCCCAGCCAGUGAGAUGCUUUUAAAAAAUAUAAUAAUGGUCAUGUUAAUAAUAA
Syngnathoides biaculeatus (alligator pipefish) is the source of this 5068-nucleotide messenger RNA. RefSeq names its product phosphatidylinositol-4,5-bisphosphate 3-kinase, catalytic subunit delta (gene pik3cd). NCBI's taxonomy places the organism in Eukaryota, Metazoa, Chordata, Actinopteri, Syngnathiformes, Syngnathidae. The coding region runs from base 768 to 3878 and encodes 1036 amino acids. Gene Ontology annotation, biological process: phosphatidylinositol-3-phosphate biosynthetic process; phosphatidylinositol 3-kinase/protein kinase B signal transduction; phosphatidylinositol-mediated signaling. Gene Ontology annotation, cellular component: cytoplasm; plasma membrane; phosphatidylinositol 3-kinase complex. The transcript is spliced from 23 exons. The record is from RefSeq and is a predicted model, not a curated record. Gene Ontology annotation, molecular function: 1-phosphatidylinositol-3-kinase activity; 1-phosphatidylinositol-4-phosphate 3-kinase activity.